Molecule: messenger RNA, 1473 nt
Organism: Penicillium griseofulvum
Lineage: Eukaryota; Fungi; Ascomycota; Eurotiomycetes; Eurotiales; Aspergillaceae
Product: TPR domain protein
Exons: 1
Coding region: 1-1473 (490 amino acids)
Biological process (GO): protein quality control for misfolded or incompletely synthesized proteins
Cellular component (GO): i-AAA complex
Molecular function (GO): misfolded protein binding
Source: RefSeq, a predicted model, not a curated record
AUGUUCCGCGCAGCAUCACGGCGCGCGAGUGCGCAUGCCGCAAAACUUCUACAACCACAGCCAAAGAGUCUGGCCCGCUCAAUACACAUCAACAGCACCACCCGGCCAACCCUCCAACCGCGAAUCAACAAUGGCAAACCACUCGCAAGCCCAUACAUCUCUGGCACACGACACCUCACGAUCCUGCAGAAAAUCAGCCGCAAAUACCGCGAAGCAUCUAAAGGAAUCUGGCGCAAGAACCCCAUUCUCAUGCCACUAGCCAUCUUCUCCGUUGUCGGCGGAGCCUUCAUCUUCGCCUAUAUCUCCUACGUUGAAGUGACACGUGUUGGGCCGCAGUACCACAAAUUCCCGCCACCAGUGGCCGACGCUCUCCGCACGGCUGUGUAUUACACCGAGAUCGAUCUCAACCCGGCCAAGGCAAUGAAGGCGUACAGAGAGGCGCUUCAUAUCGCAUUUGAAAUGGGUAUACACCCAUACUCGGAUGAGAUACUUGGAAUCAAGUUGCAGGUUGCUAUGAUGCUGGAGAAGGCUGGACUUGUGAAGCCGGCGAUUGAUGUGUUGGAGCGAACGAAGCACGAGACUCUGGCCUGGGUGGACGAAGUCACAGCAGGAAAUGCUGCUGCUGCCGCCGAGAAGGUGAAGCAAGCGCAAGCGCAGGCGCAGGUGCAGACCGAGGUGCAGACAACUUCCAAUGUCCAGGUUGAUACCGAGGCAAUUCGGGAAACCGAGGAGGACUUGAAAGCAAGGGCGCAAUACGAGACUCGUCAGCGAGACAAAGCCCUCAAGAAAGUUGUCGGCAUUGCGAUGAAGCUUGGCGAGCUCUAUUCUAGCGAGUAUAUACAGGACGAGAAGAAAGCUGAGGCUGCGCAGGUCGCUGCUGUGGAGAUCUGUUUAAAGGAAAUGCACCGCCGCCAGAGACUGGGACUUCCCGUUGGAAGUUCUAGCAGUGGUGAGGGGUCAGAGGGCGAGGCAUGGCUGAACCUCACUGAGAUCGCGACGGCGUUGGCUGAGCUGGCCGCUACCUAUACCGCCAAGGAGCGGUAUGAACUGGCUAUGCCGCUGUAUAUGCGUGCGUUGGAUUUGAUCCGCGCUGCUGAAGGAACCUCUAUUUCUUGCAAGCAGGUGGUGCUGCUGAACGAUGUCGCUACCGCUCUAGUCGGCCAGGUUCAAGUGCCCGCCAAGUCUCAACCACAGCAACCUGUUGCAGCACAGCAAACUGUUGAGGCUGCCCAGAAAUGGGCAGAGAAGGCCAUUGAGGUUGCGGCGCACAUUAAACCCCCGCUACGUGACGAGGAGUGUGACAUUACUUGCGUGGUUGCGACAUAUAACCUGGGCGAGCUGGCUGAGCUUCAAAAGAAGCCAGAGGUUGCUAAGCAACGGUAUACUGAGGCCAAGGCGUUGGCCGAUGGGAUUGGAUACGAAGAAGGAAGUACGAUGGCCCAGGAGGCAUUGAAGAGACUUGGAAAGAAAUAA